Acipenser ruthenus (sterlet) is the source of this 3335-nucleotide messenger RNA. RefSeq names its product carbohydrate sulfotransferase 2-like. Lineage: Eukaryota; Metazoa; Chordata; Actinopteri; Acipenseriformes; Acipenseridae. Gene Ontology annotation, molecular function: N-acetylglucosamine 6-O-sulfotransferase activity. The coding region runs from base 812 to 2110 and encodes 432 amino acids. Gene Ontology annotation, biological process: carbohydrate metabolic process; N-acetylglucosamine metabolic process; sulfur compound metabolic process. The transcript has a single exon. Gene Ontology annotation, cellular component: Golgi membrane. The record is from RefSeq and is a predicted model, not a curated record.
AGCCUUAGGCUGCUUCUAACGUGGGAGCCAGGAAAAAUGAUAGGCAUUUCAGGCAACCAAUUGGUUAGUGAACUGAAAGAAGAAGCCCAUAAUGCGAAUCAAUCAACUAAGCAGAGGAGGGACGUUUCAACCCAGAACCAGAUUGAAUCGGUCCAGUUUCAAUUAGUUACAAAGAUUGCGCAAUGGUAUGAAGAAAUACAGCGUAUGUUUUUUGUAUGUGUUACUGUUUGAGUCUACGUUAUACGAGAAGUCGCUGAUAUUUAUUUUUUUAAGCAUGAGCUGGAACCCGACGUAGGUACUUACAAGCUGCAUUAAGACAUUCGGUUUGAUUGUCGCUUUAAUAAAUCCGUUUCGUUUACUAUAGUUGCGCAGUCGUGUUUGCACACAUGUUGGGAAAGGGAAGACGUCUGCAAAUCUCUUCUGAAGAUAGGCCGUUUUUAUUUAAAAUGUUCACCCCAACAUUAACAUAUUUAAGCAAAGGGUGUUUCAUGCCAUUUUGAUGCUGAACGAGAAACCUUGCGCAGUGCAGUAAACAUUUUUUUUUGUUUGUUAUUAGAUCAAUUAUUAGGUACAUUAAAUACCAAAUCAUUAUAUUGUUUCUUUCUUUUGGACUAUCUCAUCACCAACAAGACUGUGUUUAUCAAGACGAUUCUGAAAAUAAUAACAAAACAAAAAAAACAACAACUGCAAAACCAUGGGCCGUUUGUUUUUUUAAAUUACCAACAAAGCAACAGCAAACACAUUGGCUGGGAGGAGAAAGGAUGCAAGCUUUGGUUUGGAUAACGCACAACCCGCCCUGGAAUAAUCGCACAUGAAUACAUUUCACCCAGUUUUCGUGAUGAAAGUAUUACGCAGAAAGAGGAUUGUUUUAUUUAUCGCCUACAUUUUACUUCUGAUUUUAACCAUGCUGAACCUGGCUAACUAUAAAUGGACUAAAGAGCCACAGCAAUGCAAUCACCAGAUGAGAAGCACUCCCUACCAGAGCCGGUCAGAUAUCCGUUAUUUAUACAGCUCCUCCAUGCCUAAAAAGAGACAGCUCGUGUACGUUCUCACCACCUGGAGAUCCGGAUCAUCUUUUUUCGGUGAGUUGUUUAACCAAAAUCCCGAAGUGUUCUUUAUCUAUGAACCGAUGUGGCACAUCUGGCAGAAGCUGUACCCGGGGGACGCUGUGUCUCUCCAAGGCGCUGCUAGGGACAUGCUGAGCUCCUUAUACCGGUGUGAUCUUUCUGUUUUCCAGCUUUACAACCCGCCAGGCGGCAAGAAUGUAACUUCUCUUGGGUUAUUUGGGGCAACUCUAAACAAAGUGAGCUGUUCCUAUCCUCUUUGUUCAGCAUAUAGGAAAGAUGUGGUGGGUAUGGUGGAUGAUAAAGUGUGUAAGAAAUGCCCCCCACAAAGCCUGAGGCUGCUGGAAGAAGAAUGUCUUAAGUACAGUACUGUUGUGAUUAAAGGGGUUCGCAUUUUGGACAUCAGCGUUUUAGCUCCAUUGAUGGAGGACCCGUCUUUAGACGUGAAAGUUAUACACUUAGUCAGAGAUCCCAGGGCGGUGGCGAAUUCCCGAAUUAAAUCGCGGCACGGCUUGAUAAGAGAAAACUUGCAGGUUGUGAGAAGCAGGGACCCGAAACUUCGCAGGAUACCAUUUGUGGACCCAAACCACAAAAUGAACAAAAAAGACGGUUCUGAUUACCAUUCCAUUGGGGCAAUGGAGGUGAUAUGUGACCGGACCACCAAGACUCUUCGAACUGCCCUAAACCCGCCCAGUUGGCUUAAGGGGAAAUACAUGCUGGUACGUUAUGAAGAUUUAGUUGAAGAUCCUGUAAAAACUGUAAGAGGUGUGUAUCGCUUUGUAAACCUCUCUGCUAGUCACGAUAUCGAGUCUUUUGCACUUAACAUGACGAGUGGGUCUAGCUCUUCUUCCAAACCUUUCAUCGUCUCCUCCAGGAAUGCGACACAAGCAGCUAGUGCUUGGAGGACAGUGCUAAAUUUUCAACAGAUUAAACAAGUGGAAGAUUAUUGUCAUCAUGCCAUGACGUUCCUAGGGUACGAACGUGUAAAAACCGCUGGAGAAGUAAAGGAUUUGAGCAAGUCUCUACUGACAGUACCCAAACUGUGAGAAUGUUAUCACCAAAGACCAUAACAAUGUACGUUAUUUAAUCGAUGUUUUAAAGCUUUCACAACACAUACUGAGCGAAUGUAGUUUCUUUUAUUACCAUUACGACCACUGAACGUUUUAAUAAACAAUGAUGUUUAAAAGAUAAGUCGGCCAAUACCUUUACUGUUUACCUGACUCCCAACACCACCAUUGAGGAGUUUAUGUACUUACUUAAUUUUCCAAAAGCUUACUGAGCAUAGGCACAACCCAUGAUGUUAUAGUGAACAUUGUGACAGAACUGUUUUGAGGGUGAACUCAUAAAGAUGCUUGCUCUUAAAAUGUAUAUGUUUCAUGCUAAGAUUGUGCAUGUAAGUACUGGGCCAGUUUUAACAAAGACAAUCAUUAAAAAAAAAAAGAAAAGAAAAAAAUUCGUCGUUUGGUUUAUGUUCACAACUUACUUAAUUUUAACUUUUCUGUGUUAGAUAAAGAAAAAGAUUUUAACCUUAUGGCACUUGACUAGAUUUACCUACAAAUGCAAGCUUCUCUACUUGAAGCCUUCUUGUCAGUCUGCCAGUCUGGUUUUCUUACAGUACUUUUUUAUUCAGUAUCACUCGAUACAUAUUAAAUAUUUGUCAAAAUGGGUCCAUAAGUUAAAUUCCUUUUCUGAAAUAUGUAAAAACUGCCAGUAGUUUUUAAUACACCACCCCACAAGUAAAUCAUGAUCCUCAAACUUAUAUAUUUGUAGAAAUAGUAAUAGUAAAUAGACAUAGAAUAUUAAAAGCCUUGCAUUACACACAUCUCUUUUUAUGAUUCACAGAAUAGUCAAUAUUUUAAAUACAUGUGUAGUUGUGAAACAUGACAACCUACUCUCUCUAAUGUAUUUCCACAGCUCAACCCUGUACUGCUGAAGUAUCCAGCUUGUUCGUUCUGUGGAGGCCUGGGGAUUAAACCAGUCAUGUGUUUAUGCUUGUGUGAGGAAAUUGGAGCAUGCAUUAAUGAAUUUCACUUUUCUUUUUGGGCUGAACAGCAUGAUAGCUCUAUCCCAAGUCUGUUAUCACUGUGUAAGUCAGGUCUCAGUUUGUACAACAUUACCAGUACAGUAAUGCGUUAGCUUUGUGCAUUACAUUCAUGAAUAGGAAUGUAGAUCUUGAACAUUACUUUCUUUAACAGGAAUGUGGACCAGUCUGCAGCACAUCAGAAAUGUGCAUUUGUAAUUUGACCAAAUAAAACCGCUUGCAAGCAUUGA